AUGAACACCCAAUUUUAUGCACAACAACAACAACCACAGCAGAAUGGGUUUGUGUUUUUAUUUCUACUUUUUUUUCGUGAUUCUGUUGAAAUAGGGUUUUUUUUAUGUUGCGUUGAAUAAUAUUUCGGCGAUUUCAAAAUAGACGCAUUAUUCUUUUAAAAUGGUUUCGGAAAAUAGACAAUUGUUAUUCCAGGAGGGUGCAGGAAAAGUAUAUCCUACAACGAUAUAUCGCAAAAUAUAUAUUUUUAUGGUGACUUUAACGUGCGAAUUUGAAUUUUUUUUUUUGUGGAAAAUGCCCAAAUAAUUCAAAAAUCUUGAGUUCGCGCGUAGAAUUUACAUUUAAAAAAUGCAUAUCUUGCGAUAUAUCCUUGUAAGAUUCAUUUUUUUCUGCGCCCUCCCGGAGUACCAAAAAAAUUAAAAAAAUUCCGAAACUUUUUGCUUUCGGUUUUAUCGUUUCAAUUUUGUAAAUAAAAAGUAAAUCUAGAGAGCACACAUUUCGCAAAUUUAUUAUUAUUAUGGCUCAUUCUGAAAAAAUUUUUUUAUUUGUUAGAUAGGAGUGUACAUUUUUGAAAAAAAUAAUGAAAAGUUUGAAGUUUUUUCUUUUGAAUUGAUGGAAAUCAAUAUAGGUCUCAUGCUGAAAUUGGAAAUAAGAUUUUUCCACUGAACAUUUCAACGAUAUAUCGUUAAAUAUGCAUUUUUAUCGUAAUUUCUUCGCGGGAACUCAAAAUUUUGGAAUUAUUUGGACGUUUUCUACUAAAAUUUCAAAUUCGCGCGUAAAACUCAGCGUAAAAAUGCGUAUCCAACGAUAUAUCGUUGUAGGACUCGCCUUCCCAGAAUACCCAUUUCGCCUAUUUCCCGAAAUCAUUUUAAACGAAUAACGCUUUUAUUUUGAAAUCGCCGAAAUUACUUUGAACACGGCAUAAUUGUGGCAGAUCUGACCACUUUUUUUUUUCAUUGGAAGCUCAAAAAAUGAUUUUUUUUUUUUCUCCCUUCUGAUUGUUUAUGUUUAGGGUCCGCGGCCCAAACAAACUUUCAAAAAUAUUGUAUCACGUAGUAUUUAUAUGAAAAUUCAGAAAUUUUAGGAUAAAUCGAUUUUAAGAAUUAAAGGAUUGCAGCUGGCCCGCCCAGUCUUUCGGCCAACAACAACAGCCACAACAGCAGACGAACGGAUUUGCCAAUGGUGGUCAAACGAACGGCUUCGCAAACGGGCCCGCCGGUGGAUUUCCACCGCAAGGCCAGGCGAACGGAUUCGGCAACGGGUUCAACUCACCCCCCGUCAACGGCUACGGACAGUUCGGAGCGGUCGGCGGAGGCUUCGGCCACCAACAACAGCAGCAAAAUGGGUACGGCAUCGGGCCAACCAACCCUCAACAACAGCAGCAACCGACGUCGCCGGUGUUCGCCCCCCAGCAGGCGUUCAUCCUGCCGCCGGCGAUGAUCCACAUGAAUGGGUGAGAAGCAGUGUGUGGAUGAUGGUGUUGCUCGCCUCUCUCCCGUGCUUCUGCCUCUUUUUUUGUGCGCUUUCUCCGCUUCUUAUCCCUCUCCACCCCGUUCUAACAAGAUCCCUUCUUUGGGUGUAAAGUGAAGGUUGUCUGAAAUAGUUAUCACCGAAUAGAUUAGAAAAAUGUCCACGAUCUUUUACCACUUUACUAAAAAAGCACGUAUGUUAUUGAAAAGAAGGAUGUUUCACUCUUUUGUUUCUUUACCUCUGUAGAAAAUGACUUUCAUAUGACCCAAGAAGUAUUUUGAAAAAAGGAUGAAUUUUCGCAAAUAACGGUACUUAAUUUUUGUUUUGAAGUGUUUUUCUUGCGUUUCGGAGCAAUUUUCAUUUUGUCCGAUGAACACGCCAAUAGGUAGUACAGGCUAAAGUAUUGAUUUUAGAAAAAAUAGUUUUCAAAACGGAGAAUUUUAAAUCUAAAAAGUAAAUGAUUCAUGUGAAUAUUACCAAUUCUAGUCGUAAAAGGCAAAAAAAUGUCUAAGAAUUAAAAAAAUUUCAUUGCAACUUUCAGAACCCCUGCAAUCGUAAGAAUGAAAAAGAUAAAAAAAUGAUCUUUCUAUUCUUAUUUUUUUGUUGUGAUUGUGAAGUUCUGUAAACUUGUAGAAGUCAAAAAUCGUUUUUUUGAAUGAAUCACAAAAGCAAAAAUCGUUCACUCCACCUAUAAUUUUAAUCUUCCCACGUCGUGCUGUUGUUGGGUUGCUUCGGUUAUUGUGUUUUUUUUUUCAAAUCACUUCUGUUUUUUUUAAUGUUGCAUUGAAUCUGAUGUGUGCUUAAACUUUUUUUUUUCUUAUUCUUUUUGUGUUCCAGUGUGGCGCCACAGAAUGGCUUUGCUUCUCGCUCCGAAAGCGACAAUCAGGCCGGUUACAUCACUAAGGGAUUUGGUGGCUAUAACCCGAACCUUGCCAAGUUUGCUCACAACUUUGUGAGAAGUUAAUAAGAAAUUCGUAUUUUUCAGCGGAACCCCGAUCAAUUGGUCCAACCAGGCCAAUGGCAGCGAGUCCAUGGAGAAGUAGGAUUGAAAUUUAAAUACAUUAUUUGAAAAAAUACUUUGAGGCAAUUGUUCAACAGAACCAGCAGCGGAAUCAACUUUGACAACUACGAGAAUAUUCCAGUGGAUGUCAGUGGCGAGAAUCCGCCAGAACCGAUCAACGAUGUGAGAGAGUAGAAGAGAAAAUUCGGUUUAUUCAUUGCUGGCUUGUGGCAAAUUUGAAAAAAAAAAAAGAAGAGCGGUCAUGAUUCAGGAUUUUUAUUGAGAUUGGAAGAGAUUUUGUGAGCUUAUUGUGAUCUUUUCGUAUUCAAAUCAAACUAUGUAGAGCUGAGCACAGACCGGCCUCAAGACUGGACUGGAUAAAGUUUCAAUAUUUGAGUUUUUUUUUUUUUUUUUUUUUCAAAUUUUUAAUUUAAUCACUUGAUUCACGGUUCAAAAUAUUCCCAAAACGAUUCUUUACGCUAAAAGUUUUUUUUCAUUAUCAAGUUAGUCGUGAAUGAAAGAUUACAAAUGCCAACUUUACGAAAAUUUAAAAAUUUUCAGUUUGCUGAGGCCAACUUCCACGAAUGGAUCAAGGAGAAUGUUGAGAAGAGCGGCUACGCCAAGCCUACUCCUGUUCAGGUUUCAGACACUCAUAAAGUACAAAUUGCAAAUUUUUCCUAAUUCCAGAAGCACUCUAUCCCCACGUUGUUGGGAAAUCGCGACCUGAUGUCCUGCGCUCAGACUGGAUCCGGCAAAACGGCAGCCUUCCUCUUGCCGAUUAUCAAUCACAUUUUGAACAACGGACCGGAUGCUGUUAAGCAGGUCCUGGUGAAAGAAAAAUAGGCCCAGUUCAUUUAAAAAUUCUAAUUUGUUUAUUUCAUGGUUAAAAUUAAGGAUCAUACUCUAAAAAUCGAGGACCAACUCGAUGAGUUUCAUUAUUGGAAAAUAACUUCUAAAACAGAUCAAAAUUAGUUAUAUAAAUUUCAAUUUUUUUCAUCGACAUUUUAUUGCUCCGGAUUUAGGGUAAAAUAUUUGUUUUUUCAGUAUUUAUUUGUUUUUUACAUGUGAAAGUUAAGAAAAGACAUGAAUCAAAUUGAGAAAAUUCGCUUUUUCUUUUUAUUUCAAUUCAAUUACUUUUCAGGCCACGACUGCGACAAAUGGACGCCGGACCUAUUUCCCUUCGGCGCUGGUUCUGUCGCCGACUCGCGAACUCGCCAUCCAGAUUCACAAAGAAGCGGCAAAGUUCAGUUAUCGCACCAACAUCGUCACAGCCAUUCUCUACGGGGGACGCGAAAACUACCGCGAGCAGGUCAACAGACUCCGCGGCGGAUGCCACAUCUUGAUCGCCACACCUGGACGCCUGAUUGACAUCAUCGAACAGGUAAAGUUGUUGUAGCUCAGAAAAAAAAAGAAGAAAAGGACAUCAAUUGAUGCGGUGUACAGAUGGAAUUUAAAAAAAAAACUAGGAAAUCUAAAAAAAACUCCGAGUUUGAAUGCUCCAUAGCGGCAUUGUUUCUGUGUUUUUUGAUAUGUUGAAGAAAAAUGAUAAUUUUGAGCUGUUUUACAGAAUUAUGCUUUUUCGUAAUCAGUAAUACAACAAUUUACUUGGCGAAGUACGCACUUGAAAUAUUUUACUACUUCGAAAAACACCGAAGUUUUUUUCAAAAACAACUUAUCCAGAAAGUGAAGCUUCGAAAUAUAGAAAUAAUAUUGCAGGGCUGGAUUGGCCUGGCUGGCUGCCAAUACCUCGUGCUGGACGAGGCCGACCGCAUGCUCGACAUGGGCUUCGAGCCGCAAAUCCGCAAGAUUGUCAACAACGGAAUGCCGCCCAAGACCAACCGAAUCACGGCCAUGUUCAGCGCCACCUUCCCCAAGCAGAUUCAAGUUGAAACUAUUAAUUUUGAUCUAAAUCUAAUUUUUUCCUUAAGGUUCUCGCCAAGGACUUUUUGAAGCCGGACUACGUGUUCCUGGCCGUCGGACGAGUUGGCUCCACUUCGGAGAACAUUGAGCAGCACCUUUUGUGGGUGGAGGAGAUCGACAAACGUCGUACUCUCAUGCAGAUCAUCGAGCAGGAUGGUUUGGGGUUGCGCACUUCUGAAGAAAUGAUCAUUCUUGAAGACCGAAGCUCGCUGGUGUUGAUCUUCGUCGAAACCAAACGUGGCGCCAACGAACUCGCCUUCUAUUUGAACCGACAGAAUUGCCGCGCCGUCUCGAUCCAUGGCGAUCUAAAGCAGUUCGAGCGCGAAAAGAACCUCGAGCUCUUCCGACACGGCACCUAUCCAAUCCUUGUUGCUACUGCUGUUCGUUUUUUUUGAUCUAUUGUUUGCUUUUCGAGUUUUUUUUGGGAAUAUGUAGAGCAGAAUUUUUUUUUUUGCGUAAUGGGGUGGUUUCCUGAUGUUAUAUUCACAUUAAUGAGCAGAUGCGGCUUUUCUCUGCUAGAAUUUCUUGAAUAAUUAAUAUGCUUCUCGAAACUCCUGGAAUCCGUUCCGUGUUGGUUUUAGAACAAAAAAAGUUUGAUUUAUUUUCUAAUUUUUAUCUCAUUUCGUGCUCUCGGAAGCGUUUCUGAUGGAAUGCCAUACAAUUUCCUGAAAAAAAGGAAUUUUUUAAAUCUUGAAAAGAUUGGAAAUAAGGACAAUCUAAUUGAUGUGAAUGAUAUUGAAGUUUGACGAACUUUCGGUUUUUUUUUUCCGAGAAAUUUUUGAGGAGCAUAUUUAAAUUUAUCUAAAGGCUUUUAAAAUGUUGUUCUCCGAAAAAGGAUCUUGAGGCGUAUCUUCUUGUUUUUGAAUCUUUUCCUGUAAUUCUCAUUCAGGUUGCUGCCCGUGGCUUGGACAUUCCCAAUGUCCGACAUGUCAUCAACUACGACCUUCCAAAUGACGUCGACGAGUAUGUUCAUCGUAUUGGUCGUACCGGUCGCUGUGGAAACGUCGGAAAGGCCACUAGCUUUUUCAAUGACAAGGUUUCCACUCGAAAUCGUUUCUCUUAAACCAAUUAUCUUCUUACAGAACAGAGGGAUCGGCCGUGAGCUGAUGCAGCUCGUGCAGGAGUCCAAUCAGGAAGUGCCGGACUUUUUGCGUCGCGUCGCCGCCGAAGGAAGGAUCAACAUUCCACGACAGCCGAACCGUCGCUUCGGAGGCGUCGAUCAUCGUCGUGGCGUUUCUACUCGGCCUGGACAGUUCAACAAGUACGCAUGACUAAAAUUUUUUCCAAAACUUGGCCACUAACACUGUGAGAUGCGGGACGAAAAUAGCUCCGAAAGCUAUGAUUAGUUCAUAUUCCAUUUAGUCUUUUUACUGAUUUUUCUCAACGUUUACUCUUAUUAAGUAAUAACUUCAGCUCUUACAUCCAUGGCGCCAACGGCAUCGCUGCGGCUCAAGGCUUCAACAACGGCUUCAGCAUUCCGGCAAACGGAUUUGGAAUGCCGCGUCCGAUGCCUCAAAAUGGGUUCAUGCAGAACGGCAUGGGUGGAUUCCCUGGCGCUCGAGGUAUGCGACCUUUCCCUGUUUUUGUUUGAAGUUGGAAUUUUUCUAGGUGGCUUUUCGAACCCGAGCAUGGGCCGCGGCGGCAUGAACGGAGGCUUCUCCAACGGCUUCAGCAUGCAGCGAAUGAAUGGGUUUGGACAGCCACCAUUCGCUGGAAAGCAGCAGCCGAUCGACCACUGGCAGGCCCCCGCCAACUAA
This is a messenger RNA of Caenorhabditis auriculariae, 6145 nucleotides long. Lineage: Eukaryota; Metazoa; Nematoda; Chromadorea; Rhabditida; Rhabditidae. The record is from the annotation of a GenBank genome assembly.